UCGGAAGCUCGACCCACUCUUCAUCCCCCGUCUCAAGUCUGAUCUCCACCCCGCUCAAGCUCCCGGGCCUUGAAGAGGCAUAAGACGGUCUCGAAAGGCCCAUCGAAGACCGCUCCUCCUACUCCCCCGCUUAUUAUCGAAGUCGAGGAACGUACGAAGGUGGUAGAGGCGAUGGAGGCAGCGACGGAGGCGCUAGCAGUGAAGACGGUAGCGAUGACCUCUGAGCAGCCUCGGGAGGUUCCCGAGCCAGAGCCGACUGAGGCACCUGUUGCUCAGGGGGCAAAGGAGAGGGUGCCACGCAGGGUGGGAGCAGCUGAGGAAGAGAGGUUGGCCUUUCGCCAGAAGGUUGAAGAGAUCCUUCCGUGGGCGAGUCGACAGAUGUUCGCGGGAGAGUUCUUCGGCCUUUUUGAGUUGUCUUCCAUGGACAACACGCUCGGUAGGAUCGAGACGCUGAUGCUCGAGUUCGCCCCUUGCAUGCUGAAGGCUCGCGUCGAGUUAUCUGUCUUAGCUAGGCGAGCCGGGGAUGCGGAAGCUAGGCUGUCAGAUGCUGAGGCUCGGUAGUUGGAGGCAGAGGCU
Magnolia sinica is the source of this 576-nucleotide messenger RNA. RefSeq lists its product as uncharacterized. Lineage: Eukaryota; Viridiplantae; Streptophyta; Magnoliopsida; Magnoliales; Magnoliaceae. The transcript has 2 exons. The record is from RefSeq and is a predicted model, not a curated record. The coding region runs from base 172 to 561 and encodes 129 amino acids.